GCGGCAGUUGCGAGAGAACCGUGGUGAUGCUGGGAGGGGGCUGUGGGCGAGCUGGCAUUUAGCGGCGCUCCUCGCUUUUCCCGUCGCGUUAUGAGGGGCCGUGGAGGGAUGGAGAGAGCGACGGAUGGAUGGAGGAGCCACUGGUAGCUGAAAACGCGCCACGGGCUCUCCAGGCCUCCGUUUCCCCUUCCUUGCCGCAGCCUGUCAGCCUCCCGCCCUUGGUUCCUCCGCAGCUGUGGGGGCAACCGAGGCCGCCGGCAGGUGCCCAGGGCGACUCAUCCAGCGGAUGCCUAUCCUAGAUCAAGAAUGAAACAUGAAUCCUUUGGCAAAAGUGCAGUCAUGCUUGGAGAGUGACCCUUCUGCUCCUGCCAUUUUAGACUUCUUGAGUUAGUGGAUGGUUUGUUUCAACUGACUUCUGAUUAAAUGUAUGAAGAAAACUUAAGUGUUUCACAGCCUUCCUGAUACCGCUUGAAUCUUUAAAGAUAGUAACAACGUGUGUGCUGAAAGAAGACAACCUUUUUUUGAACAACAUAAGAAUUUUACAUUGUGGCUGAUGGUUUUCUCUGGAAGGAUCUAAAGAAUCCAAAGUGCUUAGAAUGACUCUCAGAAAAUCACACCAUCAUUUCAGUCUGAGGACCUUGUUAGCCUUAAUUACUCCAUGUAUUCAAUAUUAGUAAUGUGAUGACCUUUUCAGUUUUUUCUAGGUAUAAUGUAAGCUUCACCUAUUUGCAAAAGGAAAUGGAGGGAUUACGGACCUUACUAUACAGCCUGCAUGUGACAGCUGCCACAAUCUGUAGUGGGUUACAGUAGCUAUGUGACCUUACAUUGCUAUUUCUACAGCCUUAAGAGGCAUCCUGAGAAGGGAUUCUCUGCCAGUUCCUGAGCUUUCUGUAACAUAGGCUAUUUGCCAGGUGUUGACAUGAUGUGUGAGGUAAUGCCUACCAUCAAUGAGAGUGACCCCUUGGGGUCACAGCCAGGCUCUGAUUCUGAUGCCAACUUUGAACAACUCAUGGUGAACAUGCUUGAUGAAAGAGACAAGCUUCUAGAGACUCUUCGGGAAACACGUGAGACUCUGUCUGUGACUCAGGGAAGGCUACAGGAGACUUUGCAUGAGCGAGACCAGUUACAGAGACAACUGAAUUCUGCUCUACCUCAGGAAUUUGCAACACUGACCAGGGAACUCAAUGGUUGUCGAGAGCAACUGCUAGAAAGGGAAGAGGAGAUCUCUGAACUGAAAGCAGAGCGCAAUAACACAAGGCUUUUGUUGGAGCAUCUGGAGUGCCUCGUCUCAAGACACGAACGCUCUCUGAGAAUGACUGUGGUGAAGCGGCAAGCUCAGUCUCCGUCUGGUGUCUCUAGUGAAGUUGAAGUUCUGAAAGCACUGAAAUCUUUGUUUGAACACCAUAAAGCACUGGAUGAGAAGGUGAGAGAGCGUCUACGGGCUGCAUUGGAACGAGUAGCUACUCUAGAAGAACAGCUAUCCAGUGCCCACCAGCAGAUAAAUGUUCUUCAGCAAGGCCCCUCCCAGAGGGAAGCACCUGUUGGCGAAGAUGAAAAAAAGGCUGAGGGCAAAGAACCAGGUCAGAAGAUACUUUGGAAGAGACUCCCUAAUGGUUCUAUACACUCAGAUGAUGAGGCAAGUCGAGUUGUGGAGCUGCAGGAACUUCUAGAGAAACAGAACUUUGAGCUAACUCAAGCUAAGGAACGGAUGGCUGGCCUGGCUGCCAGUGUUGCUGAGCUGGAAGAAGAUCUAAAUACUGCCAGAAGGGACCUAAUCAAAUCAGAAGAAAUGAGCAGCAAGUACCAAAGGGAUCUACGAGAGGCUUUGGCACAGAAAGAAGAUAUGGAGGAAAGGAUCACUACUCUGGAGAAGCGCUACCUUGCAGCCCAGAGAGAAGCCACUUCCAUCCAUGACCUCAACGACAAAUUGGAGAAUGAGCUGGCCAAUAAAGAGUCUCUCCAUCGUCAGUGUGAGGAGAAGGCACGGCACCUCCAGGAGCUUCUAGAACUGGCAGAGCAAAAACUGCAACAGACAAUGCGGAAGGCUGAGACGCUGCCUGAGGUUGAGGCUGAGCUGGCUCAAAGAAUAGCAGCACUCACAAAGGCAGAAGAAAGGCAUGGCAGCAUUGAAGAGCGACUGCGGCAGCUGGAGACUCAGUUGGAGGAGAAGAACCAAGAAUUGGCAAGAGCUCGUCAGCGGGAGAAAAUGAAUGAGGAACAUAACAAGCGGCUAUCUGAUACUGUAGAUAGACUGCUAAGUGAAUCCAAUGAACGACUUCAGCUUCACUUGAAAGAGCGAAUGGCAGCCCUAGAAGAGAAGAACACGUUAUUGCAAGAACUGGAAAAUACCCAAAAGCAGAUUGAGCAGCAGCAUCAUGAUAAGAGGAGGCUAUCAGAGGAAAUUGACAAACUGAGAUUAGAAAUUGAGCAGCUGAAAACUAGAAGUGGAUCUUUUCUUGACAGUGUUCAUACAAGAUCUCUUGUUGGAAGCACUCCAGACCUCAGGUAUCCCCUGAGUACCAUGGUCCAUGCAUCCCCUGAACCCUUUGGAACUUCCUCCAGCCUUCACCGGACACCAAAAAGCCGAUUUGCAUCUCUGCGGGAAGAACCCCCAAAGGAUUGGGAACUUCCCCAGCCAAGUGGGGUCUUGGCCACUGCAGCUCACACCUUUGACAGUGACCCAGAGAUCUCUGAUGUUGAUGAGGACGACCAGGAGACUGUCUUUAGCUCUAUGGACAUGCUAUCUCCCAGUGGUCACUCUGAUGCUCAGACUCUUGCUAUGAUGCUGCAGGAACAGUUGGACGCUAUCAAUGAAGAGAUCAGAAUGAUCCAGGAAGAGAAGGAAUCAACUGAGUUGCGGGCUGAGCAGUUGGAGAGCCGUGUCACCAGCGGUAGUAUGGAAGCCCUGAAUCUAACACAGCUACGCAAAAGAGCAUCGAUCCCCACCUCCCUGACUGCCUUGUCAUUAGCCAGCUCAUCUCCUCCUGUCAGUGGGCGUUCUACUCCCAAGCUCAGCUCUCGCAGUGCAGCUCAGGACCUUGAUCGAAUAUGCAGCAUGACCCUUCCCAGUGACUUGAGGAAACACCGGAGAAAGCUCCUUUCACCAGCUGGUCGAGAUGAGAGUCGAGAAGAUAAAACAACCAUAAAAUGUGAGACAUCUCCUCCUUCCUCACCCAGGACCCUGCGGCUGGAGAAGUUUGGACAUCCUGCUCUGAGUCAGGACGAAGGCAAGAGUUUUUUGGAGGACCAGGCGAGUAAUCCGAGCAGCAGUAACAGCAGCCAGGACUCUCUUCACAAAGGCUCCAAGAGGAAAGGCAUCAAAUCUUCAAUCGGGCGCUUGUUUGGAAAGAAAGAGAAAGGUCGUUUGAUCCAGUUGAGCAGAGAAGGUGCUACUGGGCAAGUUAUACUGACAGAUUCAGAGAUCAACAUACAGGACUCUCUUGGUCUUGGUAAGCUCGGAGCACAAGCAGAGAAGGAUCGCCGGCUCAAAAAAAAACAUGAACUUUUGGAGGAAGCAAGAAGAAAGGGCAUUCCCUUUGCUCAGUGGGACGGCCCAACUGUAGUUUCCUGGUUAGAGCUUUGGGUGGGCAUGCCUGCCUGGUAUGUUGCAGCUUGCAGAGCAAAUGUGAAGAGUGGUGCUAUUAUGUCUGCCUUGUCAGAUACAGAGAUACAGAGGGAAAUUGGCAUCAGUAACGCCCUUCAUCGAUUAAAACUGCGCUUGGCAAUUCAAGAAAUGGUGUCACUAACAAGCCCUUCAGCUCCUCCCACCUCAAGGACAUCAUCUGGAAAUGUCUGGGUUACACAUGAAGAGAUGGAAACUAUGGCAACUUCAACAAAAACGGACACUGAGGAAGGCAGUUGGGCACAGACACUGGCUUAUGGGGAUAUGAACCAUGAGUGGAUAGGGAAUGAGUGGCUUCCUAGUUUAGGUCUCCCACAGUAUCGCAGCUACUUCAUGGAAUGUCUUGUAGAUGCACGAAUGUUGGACCAUUUGACUAAGAAAGACCUUAGAGUGCACCUGAAAAUGGUGGACAGCUUUCAUCGAACAAGUCUACAGUAUGGUAUUAUGUGCCUGAAGAGACUGAACUAUGAUAGAAAGGAGCUGGAGAGAAGACGAGAAGAAAGCCAGCAUGAAAUCAAAGAUGUAUUGGUCUGGACCAAUGAUCGAGUAAUUAAUUGGAUUCAAUCUAUUGGGCUUAGAGAAUAUGCCAAUAAUAUCAUCGAGAGUGGAGUUCAUGGAGCACUCAUAGCUCUAGAUGAAAAUUUUGAUUACAACAGUCUUGCUCUGGUGUUACAAAUACCCACACAGAACACUCAGGCACGACAGGUUUUGGAGAGAGAAUUCAACAAUCUGCUUGCUUUGGGCACUGAUAGGAGGCUUGAUGAUGGCGAUGAUAAAACAUUUCGGCGAACACCCUCCUGGAGAAAGCGUUUCCGCCCUCGGGAGUUUCAUAGCAUCAACAUGCUCAGUGGCUCAGCAGAAACACUCCCAGCAGGGUUUCGAGUUACAUCCUUGGUGCCUUUGCCGCCCCCAUCGGCACCACCAAAGAAAAUGCCACCGGAAGUUGGUGCAUCUGGGCCCCAAAGACUGGAGACAUCCACAGUUCGCACAUACUCCUGCUGAGAUUCAUUUUUCCUUGGGACUUGGCCCUGGCCCCAGCACACUCACACUACUUGUAUGGUUAUACACUGGCGGCUUUCCGGGAGUAGGUCAGAGACCAGACUAUGCCUGCUCCUUGGCUCCAAAGAACAGAAGUUACAGGCCAACCAGCUCAGGCCACACAGCGAAAAGGACAAUCUUCCUUCUGCUUGUACACAAUCCCCCUGGUUUCCUGUUUCGUGUCCUUUAACCCCAGUUAUAUCUGUAGCUUCUCAUGUAUCCUUCUUCCUUCCCUUGGCCUUAGACACAAAGAGAAAAUACAGGCCUUUAUAUCGCAAAGUCUGUACUGUGUGUGAUGUGGUAAUCUUGAUGUAGGUCUGGUAAGACAUGGAGGCACUUUAAUGCUGGUCUAUAGCAACCCCUUGCGCCAUCAUCUGCCUGUGCUUCAUUUUUGCCAAUAUGCCUAAGAACAGCAGUAGCUGCCUGUUCCCACUGGAAGGCUCAGACUCAAUAAGAUGAUUGACAAGGAGACAAGGCAAUGAAAAUAUGGGAACACCCAGCUUGGCACUCUCCUUUGGGCACACCAUGCUUCUGCUGGAGCUUCCCAUCGUGCCACAGGUAACAAGGAGCUUCUGCCUAUGGACAGUGUUGGUCCUCAAAUGAGAAGGGGCCAGGGCUGGAAAAAGAGUUGAGUGGUAGUGCUUAAUGGAAGAAGAGAAAGACUGGCUGUCAAGGAAGUUUAUAUGUCUUCAAGGCCCUGUGUCCAUGUACCAGAGAAAAUCUGAUGCUGGGAGUACAAGUGAUUUCCUGAACACAUCUUUGUUGCAUUCACGAUAGAUGCCCUAUCUCUCCUUUAGACAAACAGAAAUCCUCCUUUCUUCUCUUUGCAUUUACAGAUAGCCUGUAAUACAAAAGAUUCCUAGCUGUCACUGUUUCUGUCCUCUAGGGUAGAAUCUGUUCUCUCCUCAUGCUGCCUUUUGCCUUGUGUGGCCCCCUAUUACUGAUGUGAUAUUUCUUGAUGGCUGGAAUGCCCUAUACCCAUACUGUGCUGUUUGGAAGUGCAAUAUCCAAGAGACUGUACAGUUGCAAUGUCUUUUUGGUGUACGACUUGCCUAAUACAGUAUUAAAUAUUUUUUUAAUUUAAAGAGUAAGUGACCCCUUUAUAAUCAAUAACCUCUUUCUUUUGUCAUAUUGGUACUGCAUGGAUUCCAAGCCCUGCAAACAGGUCAGGAAUGGAUGUAUGUUUGUUCCAAUAAAUCAGAUUUUAAAGC
Molecule: messenger RNA, 5871 nt
Organism: Pogona vitticeps (central bearded dragon)
Lineage: Eukaryota; Metazoa; Chordata; Lepidosauria; Squamata; Agamidae
Source: RefSeq, a predicted model, not a curated record